Aphis gossypii (cotton aphid) is the source of this 3756-nucleotide messenger RNA. RefSeq lists its product as uncharacterized. The transcript has a single exon. Lineage: Eukaryota; Metazoa; Arthropoda; Insecta; Hemiptera; Aphididae. Gene Ontology annotation, molecular function: nucleic acid binding. The coding region runs from base 1 to 3756 and encodes 1251 amino acids. The record is from RefSeq and is a predicted model, not a curated record. Gene Ontology annotation, biological process: DNA integration.
AUGAGGAAUUCUCCAACGUCGAUUGUCGGAAUAGCGCAGACAAGUGGUCAGUCUAAUUGCAGUGUUCUAUGCAAGAUAAAAUCGAGAGUCAGCGACUUUUGUACAACUCUGGAGUUUAUCGUAAUUCCAAAGAUCAUCGGCCAAUUACCAACUCAGUUUCCUACAACGCCAUUAAAAUUACCAAAGGAUAUACCGCUGGCUGAUCCUCAAUUUUGGGCUCCUGGUCGCGUAGAUAUGCUAAUUGGCGCAGAAAUAUUCUACAAACUGAUUUGCCCGGGCCAACUUCAACAAAAUUCAAUUCCGCCACUACUAUUCCAAGAAACGGUGCUCGGAUGGGUUGCAUCAGGAAAAAUCAGCCACUUCAAUGUGAAGGAAUCAACAGCUGUCUCGGCAACAGUUCAUAUCGAUGAUCGCAUGGAACAGACUAUCCGGAGUUUUUGGGAACUGGAGGAAGUAAACUCAGCUCAAAAACUCCUCGGAAUCGGAUCACGAUGUGAAGAAGAAUAUACAACGCAUACAAGGCGCAGUCCAGAUGGGCGAUACACGGUACCGCUGCUAGUAGACUAUGAAAAAUUAAAUCGUAUUGGUGACACGUUGGGCAUGGCUCAAACACGAUUCUAUGCUACGGAAAGGCGCUUGCAGGGCAACCCAAGACUACGGAAGGAAUAUAACCAGUUUAUGCAAGAAUACAUUAACCUUGGGCAUAUGAAGGAAGACACCGCAGAUGUCCAGGCUCAUGAGCUGGAAGUAUUCCUGCCACAUCAUUGCGUCAUCAAGGCCGACAGCGAAACAACACGGCUUCGAGUAGUAUUCGACGGCUCGGCAAGAGGCACCGGAGGUUUGUCCCUAAAUGACGCACUGUUGGUUGGGCCAACGGUUCAGGACGACCUUUUUUCAAUCACUGCUCGGUUCAGAACUCACCGAUAUGUCUUCACCGGGGAUAUAGAAAAAAUGUACCGGCAAAUAAAAAUAAUGAAGUCACAAACGCACUUACAAAAAAUAUUAUGGAGAGACAGCCCGCACCAACCUUUAAAGACUUUCACGUUGCAAACGGUCACUUACGGUACCUCCUCAGCCUCAUACUUAGCAACUCGGACUCUCACUCAGCUCGCCCAGGAUGACGGAGUCAAGUUUCCAUUAGCCGCCGAAGUCAUCAACAAAGAUUUUUAUGUGGACGAUGUGCUAACCGGCGCUGAAACAUUAACUGAAACUCUGGAACUGCGCAAUCAAUUGAUCCAAUUAUGUAAUGGCGGCCAGUUCAAACUUCGCAAAUGGUGCGCCAACCAUUCGGCUCUUCUUAACAACCUUCCACCGGAGGAUCUUGGAGAAAUCCACAAAUUCACGCACGAAGGAAACAACGGCUUGACAAAAACAUUGGGAACAUACUGGCAACCCCGCGAUGAUGAAUUACAUUACACCAUGCGACCGUUCAAUAGCACCAACACUUGGACCAAACGUAGCAUGGUAUCUGAAAUGGCAAAACUUUUUGACCCUUUGGGGCUUAUUGGACCAGUUGUAGUUCAAGCAAAAAUCCUCGUUCGUGAAUUGUGGCGUGAAAAACUUGAUUGGGAUACACAGCUUCCAGAUAACCAUCAUCGAAGGUGGGUGAGCUAUUAUGACCAUUUGACGGAUGUAAACAACAUAAGAAUAUCACGACGAGUAAUCCAAGUGACUGAACCUGCUGAUCUCCAAUUGCACAUAUUCUGUGACGCUUCCGAAGCCGCAUAUGGAGCCUGUGCCUACAUAAGAAGCAGGAACAGAUGUGAUGCUACAAGCUGUGAACUAUUAUGCUCCCGCUCACGUGUGGCACCACUCAAGGGAACUACCAUACCACGUCUUGAGCUCUGCGCUGCCUUACUGGCGUCACGCCUAGCAACCAAGAUCACUGACGCGUUACCGCUCAAAUUCUCAAAACAUGUGAUCUGGAGUGACUCCACCAUAGCUCUGGCGUGGAUUAAAAAUCACCAUGGUAGUAACCAAUGGAAGCAGUUUGUAGCAAACAGAGUAGCGGAAAUACAAGAACGUACUAUUGGUUACUAUUGGUAUCAUGUGGGAACUAAUGACAACCCGGCAGAUCAUAUCAGCAGAGGUUUAAGUCCGGAAAAAUUAAGAAAUUGCGACACAUGGUGGCAUGGGCCUUCAUGGCUACAGGCUGGCGAACAGCAAUGGUCAAACGCUGAAGUAGCCAUGGCUGACGCAGAGAUUCCUGAGCGUAGACUUCCCAUUGCAGUCUCCCUAAAAAUAUCGACUCAGACAGAACCUCACCUGGAAAUGCUGUACAGCCAAUUGGAGAAACUACAACGCAUAAUUUCAUAUUGCUUGAGAUUCAGGUACAACUGCCGUGCGACAGGCAAACUUAUACAAGGACCCAUCACUUUAACCGAGCUUCACGGCGCAUUAAGGGUGUUAAUAAGGCGGGCUCAGAAGCGACAUUUUCAAGAGGAAAUGAACGACUUAGAUCAAGGUCAACAAAUCCGAACCAAGAGCAAAAUAAGGUGUUUGACCCCAUUCAUAGAUGCCGGUGGAAUCUUGCGAGUCGGCGGCCGAUUGCAGCAUGCGGAUGUGAGCUACGAUGAGCGGCAUCCCGUCAUACUCAUGCCCAAUGAUCCACUCACAAGACUAAUCAUCGAUUACGAACAUCGACGAUUGAUGCAUGCAGGACCACAACAUCUACUGGCUUCACUCCGCCGGCAAUACUGGAUAUUCGGCGGGCGAAGCGCAGUACGCUUCCACACGCACCAGUGCGUGAAAUGCUAUAGAUGGAAAAUCAAGACAGCCACGCAAUUAAUGGGUUCAUUACCAGCUGCUAGAGUGAACCCGUCUCCAGCAUUUCAUGUCACAGGAUUAGACUAUGCAGGUCCAAUAGUCAUGCGGCAUGGUGGAGCCAGGAGUCGUGUCCUCGCCAAGGCAUACGUGGCACUUUUUGUUUGUUUCAGUACUCGAGCUAUUCAUCUAGAGUUGGUAUCAGACCUCACAAGCGUGGCAUUCCUUGCAGCAUUGCGCAGAUUCAUAUCACGGAGGGGAAAGCCGAUUCAGAUCCAUUCAGACAAUGGAACAAACUUUGUCGGAGCCAACAGAAUCAUGGGUGAAUUCUUAAACAACGCAUCCCUAAGGAAGGAUAUAUUAGAACAGUCACACAAGGAAGGAAUAGACUGGAGAUUCAUUCCACCUCAUGCCCCCCACUUUGGCGGUCUAUGGGAGGCCGGAGUCAAAUCAACAAAGUACCACCUACGCCGAUGCAUCGGAGACACCAUAUUAAGAUUUGAGGAGCUGUAUACAGUUUUAACACAAAUUGAAGCGGUGCUCAAUUCAAGGCCAGUUAUGGCAGUUUCGGAUGAUCCUGACAACUUGGAAGCCCUAACUCCGGGUCACUUUUUAAUUGGACGACCGUUAACAACCUUUCCGGAACCGACACUGCACGAUGAACCGGCGAUAAAUUGCCCAAGACGUAGAUGGGAUUUGGUUCAGAGGAUGUGUCAACAGUUUUGGGUGCGCUGGCGCCAUGACUAUCUGAACUCACUCCAACAACGACCCAAAUGGUCCAGAUCCAAGGUCAAUUUCAAAAAAGGAGAUUUGGUUAUACUAAAGGAGGACCACCAACCCCCACUGGAGUGGCACUUGGGCAGGAUAAUCCAGCUGCAUCAGGGAUCUGACGGACUAGUUCGAGUUGUUACCCUAAAAACAAGGAGUGGUACCAUGAAGCGACCAAUUACGAAACUCGCAAUGCUGCCUAUUCAAAAUGAACCACAAUCCUAA